UCUAAGCAGAGGGAUUUUUAAAAAAGUUCUAUCCCGACAGUCUGCUUCUUCUCCAGAAGAAAAACAUUUCACUUUUAAGACAGACUUUUUAAUUCGGAUUUUUUUUUCCCGGACGACUUUUUGAUUCAGUUUUAUUUCUGUACUCGCGUUCUGGACGUUCAGUAAUAUCGUCGUUAAGUAAGACGUCGUUUUCACUGACAUUGAUCAGGCGAACAAGUCUCCUGUGUUUAAACAGCUAGUGUUUGUGUACACACCGCUGCUGCUGCUCCAGCACACACCUCCAGUGGUUUUAUUUUUGUUAAAAAGAGAAAUGUAGCCAAAUAUUGUUAGUUUAUUGUCCAGAAACUAGACGUUGUUUUAAAGUAACGUUAACUGAAAUACGACUUGGCGUCUGUUUUUAUACUGCAGGCUGUCGUACAAACCAAACACUUAUAAUUAGUUGACGGUAAAAAAAAAAUGAAGCCGAAGACGAAGACACGUGGUGUUGAACAGGAUGGCUCCAUUAAUGAAAUCUGUGAGCUCUGCAAGCGUUGUGAUGAUUGCCCAGACAAAUACGGAGAGAAGGUGACGCUUCAGGAGUCCAAACUCACUGUGCACUAUUUCUGUUUGCUGAUGUCUAGUGGAAUAUUCCAGCGAGGAGAGGACCAUGAAGGCAUUCAUGGGUUUCUGGUGGAUGACAUCAAAAAGGAGGUCCAUAGAUCUUCAAGGCUGCGCUGUAUGGGCUGUAAAAAGCCUGGUGCGUCCAUUGGCUGCUCCAUCAAAAAAUGUAGACAGAUGGUCCACCUUCCUUGUGGAAUAGAGCAAGAGUUUAUUUUCCAGUUCACUGACUUGUUUCCAUCUUUUUGCAGAAAGCAUCGUCCCACUCAGAUCUGCUCUUCCAGCCCCACUCUGCCUCUGUCCUGCUCCGUCUGCUUGGAGCCCAUCAAGCCUGUUCUCUCCUACUCUGUGCUCAAGUGCCCUGCAUGUCAUGGAAGUUGGUUUCAUAGGGACUGUGUUCAGAAUCAGGCCCACAGUGCUGCCUUGUAUUUCUUCAGAUGUACACUAUGCAACAACUCUGACCAAUUCCAGCAAGAAAUGCUCAGAAUGGGCAUACACAUACCAGAACGAGAUGCAUCAUGGGAGUUGGAAGAGAAUGCUUUUGGGGAACUGUUACAGGUGUAUGAGCACUGUGAUGCUGUUAAAUGUUCCUGUGAAAAAGGUCGUAGUUACAGUGCUCAGUCAGGGUUUUUUGAGAUUGUUCGUUGUAAGUUUUGCGGCUCCAGUGGAACCCACCGAAAAUGUUCUUCUCUCAAGCUUUAUGCUACCAACUGGAGUUGUGAUGAUUGCAAAGCUGCUGUUGAAGGAACAGUGUCUACGUUGCCAAACCAUGUUAAAUCACCACUAGCAGAGAGACAAGAGAAGAAAAGGCUAAUAAAAAGAUGUCUCUCCAGCAUUCGAUCAUCAUUCAUCGCUAAAAGGUUCUGUAUGGACACAAGUCCCUCCGAGAUCUUAAGGGAUCUGGCCACUCAAAUAUCAACGCAGCAGAUCACUGCAGUGCUGGUGAAAAACGAUGGGGUGGUUGAAGCUGCCCUUCAGGCUGUGCGGCAGAGUGACUUCAACCCCUGCCACACACUAUCCGUGAGCUUCAACAAAGAAAAGCAGAGCCAAAAGGUGGACACACAGCGCCGCUUCCUCAGACUCCUCCUGCAGCAAUUAAAUAAUUCGAGUAUCUUUGAGGGACCUCCCAACACUAAAAUCUUGGCUCUCAACUCACAAGCUCUGAGAGAUGAUCUGUAUUUCGAGAUUGGCAGUCUGCUGGCUCUUUCUCUGGUCCAUGGAAGUCCACCUGUGACCUUCUUCUCUCGUGCGCUCUACUACAGCUUGUUUCAUUACCCCACUGACUACAAGUUCACUGCUGAAGACAUUGGAGAUGUCAAGCUAAAACAAGCAGUCAAAAAGAUAGCACAGUCAAGCUCUUUGAUGGAACUGAGAAAAGUGGUUCUGUCCAUGAUGGACUAUUUGCAAGUAGCUGGCUGCUGGCGAAAGAUCGCUAAACUGGCUGACAAAAACCUGCUGCUGGAGGACCUUCUAAACUUUUAUUUCGUCGUAAGAAUGCAGUUGCCUCUUCAAAGAUUUUGUGAAGGCCUUAAAACAUUAGGUGUGUUUGAUCGAGUCCAGGCAUGUCCAGAGGUCUUCUGCCCAAUUUUUUGUGGCCCAGAAGAAACAAUGACUGCAGACACUAUGCUUUCCCUUUUCACUGCACGUUUAUCCGAGGAAGAAGAACAGAAAGCAAAAGAAUAUGUGACACUGGGUUUCUGGAAGCAAUACUUACAUGAGUGUGAAGAUGGACAGUGUGCUGCAUCACUAGAGGAUGUUCUCGUAUUUGCUACUGGUACUGAUCGGAUUCCUGCCAUGAGCUUUGACCCACCUCCUUCAUUAUCAUUUUUUAUGCCUCUGGAACCCUUCUUUGCCUUUCCUCAAAGUCAAACUGAAACAAACCACCUCAUUUUGCCUCUGCUCUCCUCUUAUGAUCUUUUCAAGAAGCACUUGGAAUAUGUUGUGUGUCAGAUCUCUGUAAUGCAAUGCAUGUGAAGUCUCUGAAUAUUGAUGAGUUUUUAUGUACAGCUUUCCCCAAAUUUCUCUAAUGGUGCUUAUAAUCUAAAUAUGUGUCAAAGGAAAUGGUUAACAAGGACAUACAGCCAAUGGCCAAAUGGUUGUGGACACCUGACAAUAACGUGUGCUUUUUCAACAUACUGUUCCGGACAUAGUCACAUAUUUGCUUUUAGAAUAUCCUGCACUAUUCUGGAAACGCUUUCCACUAGAUCUUGGAAUGUGGCUGUUUGUAUUUGCUCAUUUAGCCCUAAGAGCAUUAGUGAGGUCAGGCACUGAUGUUGGGUGACAAGUACUGGGGUGCGGUUGCAAUUUAUCCCAAAGGUCAGGUCAGGAUUCUGUGCAGGCCACUUGAUUUCUUCAACCUUGGCAAACAAUGUCCUCAUGGACCUCUUGAUGCACAGGGGUAUUGUCAUGCUGGAUUAUGUUUGGGCCCCUUGGUUCCAGUGAAGGGAAAUUGUAACGCUACAGUAUACAGACACGCUAUACAAUUGUAUGCUUCCAACUGUGAGACAAGGCUUGUGUAUGGAUAUGAUGGGCAGGUGUCCCACCAUGGGUCAUAUCAUGUACAAUUUUUGUUUGUUUUAUGAAUAAUAUAGUUGCUCCUUCUGUAUGUACGUCCCACUGGAAAGUUCUUUAAUAUAGUUGCUCCUUCUGUAUGUAUGUCCCAUUGGAAAGUUCUUUGUGUUGUUUUAAUCUACUCCCUUUGUAAAAUAACGUGCACAUCCCAAGUGUCAUUUAUUAUACCUUCAGGAUUAUUGCUUAUUCAUUGCUGAUGAUUAGAGCUGAGCUUGAUAUCUCAGACAUUUUGAAAUGGUUUACUGACCAAAAGUGAAAAAUUAACCCAAAGGAAGAUUGUUUGUUUGCUGUUUUCAUUGUCUGUUAAUUUUUAUCCAUACCUUCAUUCUACUGAAUGUUAGCCAUUUCUCUCAAAGCAAUAGCAUUUACUAAUGGGUAUGAAAUUUGGGGGUACAGUACAGGCAUUAAAGCUUUUGAGACCUAUACAGUGAUCAGGUACAAUUCUGAAGGCUUACUUAUGUAAAAAGUAAUCUGGUUAAAUAUUUUUCCUUAAUGGAAAAACUACUAUUAGAAUAAGUAUUGAGUAAGCAGUAGCAGGUAUAGGAUGGUGUACAUCAGCCUGAUGUAAAAGAAAGGGCUUGAUGCUUAAACACGAGAUAUUACACAGUUUUUUGUUUUCUGUAAAUAGAUGGUCAACUAUUUAGAAGUCAACUGUUGGAAUUAAAUGUGUUGUUCAAAAUGGUAAUGCAUAGUUUAUUGUAAGAUGCAUUCAAAAUGUUGGUUUAUAUAUAUUGUUUUCCCUUUUCUAUACUUUAAAGGCUGUUCAAUAUUGCACAGAAAUGGCAUGUGUUGUGGAAGCCUCCACUUUCUUUGUUUUGUAUCCUUUCCUAAAAUUGUAAUUUGUCUUUGCAGUUACAUACAACUUGAUACAAUACUUGAGACAUUCUCAGCUCAGCUUAUUGUGGUCUAAGGCUAAUCAUCAUUCUGUUUCACCUUGCAAACCAAGGCAAAUAAAAGCCUUAAUCAGUUUCAGUAACUCCUUUAACCUGGUCAAGGUCUUGGUGGAUCUUGGGUCUAUACAAGGAACACUGGCUGUUUGGUGGGGAAUACCCUGGAUGGUACGGCAGUCUAUUUCAGGGCAUAAUGCACAGACACUUUCAUUCACCUCUUCUCAUUUGCAUGUUAUUGGGAGGUAAGAGAAAAACUAUUAACCCACACAAGUCACAUAUCCUAAAGAUCAGGACCCUAGUACUGCAACACAAAUAGUAAACAGCAUAUAGUUUUUAGGAGCUAAAUGAUUUAUGGGAAGCCUAAAUAAAACAUUCACAAAUGCACUGAAAAUUUGUAUGUUUUGGAUACUUGGAGUAUGAUAUUUUCUAUUUUCUUUAGUUUGUUGUUUUUAUCUGAAAUUAACAUUCAUGAUAUUCUGUUUCUUCUGAUGUUUAAAAGCAUGUAAACAAAAUGGUAUUUAUGCCAUUUAUUUAUUAAAGACUUCCAUUUCUUCUGUUCUCAG
This is a messenger RNA of Hemibagrus wyckioides, 4621 nucleotides long. It is a transcript of the gene g2e3, whose product is annotated as G2/M-phase specific E3 ubiquitin protein ligase. The coding region runs from base 457 to 2571 and encodes 704 amino acids. Gene Ontology annotation, cellular component: nucleus. Lineage: Eukaryota; Metazoa; Chordata; Actinopteri; Siluriformes; Bagridae. The transcript has 14 exons. Gene Ontology annotation, molecular function: ubiquitin-protein transferase activity. The record is from RefSeq and is a predicted model, not a curated record.